Messenger RNA from Prorocentrum cordatum, 2089 nucleotides. Lineage: Eukaryota; Dinophyceae; Prorocentrales; Prorocentraceae. The record is from the annotation of a GenBank genome assembly.
CCGCUCUGGCCGCUCGGAUCCUGGCCGCUCCGUUGGCACCAAGAGCAAGCGCCCGAAGGCCUCCGACGGCGAGAAGCUCGACGAAGUGCUACGCGCGCUCCGAGGCUUCGGCUCGCAACUCUCCGCGCAGUCCUACGACAUUGGCCUCAUCAAGAACCAGGUCGCUGCACAGACUGUUAGGUGUGAUCAGCUCACGGUGAAUAUGACCACCCUCACCAAUGACAUUCAAUCGAAAGUCGCUCAACUCGAAGGCCAACAGUCCGCCAUGUUCACCGACCUGAACGACCGCUUCACCACGCUCAAGAGUGAGGUCCACACGCAGAUCACGAAUGAGCUCCGCGCCCAGGAAGCACGUACAGCCGUGCCUAUCUCCGACAUAGACGACGAACAGGGUGCAGAGGUUCACGCCAAAGUUCAACAACAGAUUGCCGAGAUCAAGGCACAGUUACGCACUAUUUCGACAGCCCCCUCGGUCUCCAGCUCGGUCGAGGCGCAGCAGGACAACACUUGCACGCUGGUCGCGAUCGGCUUCCCUCGCAAGAUGCUCGCCCGCUCCCUGAAGACGAUUGCCGACGCCAUCAAGUCGCAGUACGCCCCGCAGGAUGUCCAGGCUCGGAUCACCGCCAAAUGUUUUGACAUGGCCAAGAAGAUCACCUUCCACUUCGAGAGCGCCUCAGAUGCCACGAACUUCCUGACGAACUACAGUCGCGACGGGGUCUUUCGCCAUCCUGACCCCCUCGCCCCGCAGAACAUGCUCAAUAUCAAGCUCAAGAGAGACCAGGACAUCAAAGGCCGCCAGCUGUUCCUCUCCAUGGGCAAAGUGCGCGCGCUCGUAUCCAACCUGUUGGCUCCCAGGGGCAUCGAAGUUGGCAGCAAUGGGUUGGGAGGGCUCGUAUACGCCUUGAAGUCAGAGAAUGAACCCAUCGAGAUUGCCCAGAUCCAGGUCUCGGGUGACGACCUCGCGAUUUCCGUCGAGCUCGACGCCGCUGGCCUGAGAGAGUUUGGGUUGGAGACCCAGGUGAUCGCGCUCAGGCCAGGCUUUUUCAACGACACUUUCCUCACCUCACUGAAUUUUACCAAGAGCAGGACACUAGCUAUCAUACGUGACCUGGACAUACGCUGUGGCGUCCUGGGCAAGCUCAAAGCAAAAAUGGCUAGCGAUCACAUCCCGAUUUUCAUCAAUAUCGAGCCCUUCAGGCCCCAAGAUGGCCCCAAAAACAUCCCGAAGUGGAUCUCGAAGCACCCGGAGUUCCAACGGUUCCUGGAGGCCGCCAUUGCAGAUAUGUCCACGGAGCUAGGUCCCUGGGAGCGCCUCGAGCAGCUCAAGGAAUUGAUGUUUGCCUCGGCCGCGCACGUGCGCGAGUUUGUCAAGCACGAGGUUGCCAACACACUCGAGCUUAAGCAGUAUUGGGCCUUGCAGGCUCUUCGAGACGUGAAGAUCUUAGCUGGUGCCAUGUCUUGUUCGUUAGCCGCCAACACCAGCAGCUUGAUCUCGCCCGAACAGAAGUGCGUUGCUGGCAGGGAUAUGCUCACUAAUGUUGUGGAGGCGGAGGGUUGGGGGUUGGAACAACACGUCCUCGACAGAAAGAACUCUUGCCUCUUCCUCACAGACUUUUGCGCCGCGUUCCCUUCGCUGGCGAUCCCGUGGAUGCUGCACGUGCUAGUCACUAUGAAGGUAUGCCCUUAUGUUUGCAAGUUUUUCAGCCUGCUCUACAUGUCUAAUAUAGCCAUCAUCUGCCUGGGUGGAAGGAUCCAUGGAGAGUUCAUCAUGUCGAGUGGGGUCAAACAGGGCUGCCCGAGUAGUAUGCUUCUUUUUGUACUUGCUGCAGACCCUCUGCUUCGAUGGGUUCGUUUCAAGGCGUCGGCGCACAUCGACAGGACUUUCGCCUACGCUGACGAUUUCUGCUUUGGUCUCAGAGACGUUUUCCGCUCCCUGGGCCCCCUCCUCGCCCUGCUGACUCGGCUCGAAAAGAUUGCGGGACUCAGGCUUAACUUCAAAAAGUGUCAGAUCCUGGUCGUGGGCUCCCUUGAUGUGAACCUCCUGAGGGACUCGGUUCGGUUGCUUGUGGGUGAGUUCAAAAAGAUCCAG